Messenger RNA from Closterium sp. NIES-65, 3030 nucleotides. Lineage: Eukaryota; Viridiplantae; Streptophyta; Zygnematophyceae; Desmidiales; Closteriaceae. The record is from the annotation of a GenBank genome assembly.
AUGAGCGUGAGCGCCACCCGGCGGCCCUUUGGCUCGCCCAUCACCAUGACCCCUGCCUCCUCCGCUGCCUCCUCCGCUGCUGCUGCUGCUGAAGAUUCUGCUGCUGCGGACCGUUAUGGUGGGAAAGCUAGCGAUGGUGCUGCGUGGUGGGGUGGCGGUGGUGGAGAGGAUUGCGGGGGUGAGGGGCGGGUGGUGCAGCAGUUCCAUGUGCGCACGGAGGGCCUCUCUUACACGGCCGUCAACGGGCGCACCAUUCUGAACCGAGUGAGCGUGGCGGCUCAUCCCGGGCAGCUGCUCGCGCUCGCAGGGCCCUCGGGCAGCGGAAAAACGUCCCUGCUGGACGCCAUUGGCUGCCGCAUUGAUCCGGGCAGCCUGUCGGGGUCCAUCCUGGUGAACGACCGCCCCAUGCCGCCCAGCUUCCGCAAGCACUCUGCCUACGUGCUGCAGGACGACGCCCUCUUCGCGCUGCUCUCCGUGCGCGAGACGCUUGACUUUGCCGCCCGCCUGCGCCUGCCGUCCACCGUGACGCCGGCCGCGCGGCAGCAGCGAGUGCAGCAGCUGGUGCAGCAGCUGGGGCUCACCGCGUGUGCCGACACGCCCGUGGGGGACGACCUGGUGAGUGGGCCGACCAGGUGGGUGCCUUGGAUGGGGGGGGACCACUGGGUGGGUAAUUUCUGGGGCGCCUCAAAAGCAGCUGCUGCAGCAGUGCGCGGGGUGGGGACGAGAUGCGUGCCUUGUGAGGAGGGCGUCCUGCUGGGCUGGGUGUCUUGUGGGUGGGAGGGGCAAGCGUGUCUUGUGAGGAGGGUGUCUUGUGGGUGGGAGGGGCAAGCGUGUCUUGUGAGGAGGGUGUCUUGUGGGUGGGAGGGGCAAGCGUGUCUUCACCGGGGGGUGUCAGGGGGGGAGAGGAGGCGCACGUCCAUCGGGGUGGAGCUCAUUCACAACCCUGCCGUGCUGCUGCUCGACGAACCCACCUCAGGUCCACACCACACACUUCCGCCUCCUAUGCUCGUGCUGCCGUUUCUCUGCCCGUUCUCUCGGCCCUCUCUGGGCAUCGGUGCUUCUCUUUGUGUGCUCAGUCCUUCACUGCGCCCCCUACCCUACGCCUUGCUCACAGCACCACCCAGUCCGCCACCCAUACCUGCUCGCGCCUUGCUCCUUCUGUCAUGUGCCUCUCCCUUCUACGCCCAGUCAUGUGCCUCUCCCUUCUACGCCCAGUCAUGUGCCUCUCCCUUCUACGCCCAGUCAUGUGCCUCUCCCUUCUACGCCCAGUCAUGUGCCUCUCCCUUCUACGCCCCUCUACCGCCUCCCCUGUGCCUCGCCCCUCACCAAAGCUCACCGCCCCUCCCCGCCCUCACCGCCACUGGUGUGCCCGUGGCAGGGCUGGACAGCGCGUCGGCGCUCAAGGUGGUGCAGCUGCUGCACAACAUGGCCGUUCAGGUGGGCACCACAUUCAGUGUGCUCCAAGUGCUUUCUCAGGUGUUUUUUUUCGUCAUGAAGUUGCUGCAGAAGAUGGUUGGUGAGGUGGAGAGGAGGGGACAAUGCCCCCUUCCAAUCGUCAGCUCAACGGCACGCUGCGCUGAUUAUGUGAUCCUCAUGCAACGGGAAAACUGCCUUAAUUGCAUCGCAACUCACACCCUUGCUCACUCUUUCCUGCGUGCCUCCCAUCCCGCCUCCCAUCCCGCCUCGUUCUCUGCUAACCCAACUCCACGCGGCAAGGCGCACGUGGCGGUGACCAUCCAUGCACACCCCGCUACCCCUCCAAGCCCGCCCCCACGGGGGGGCGGGCGAACAGUGGUGUUGACCAUCCACCAGCCGUCGUUCCGCAUCACGGCGCUGCUGCACCGCAUGGCGCUGCUCAUCAGCGGCACCGUUGCCUUCCACGGCGCCACGCCCGCUCUGCGCUGCCACCUCGCAGUGCUGCACCACCCCGUGCCCCCGCAUGUCGCCUUCCACUGUGCCACGCCCGCCCUGCCGCAGGUGAACCUCUUAGAGUUCGCUCUUGACACUCUGCCCCGCAUCGCUGCUGCUGCCACUCGUGCCAAGCGACUUCUCUCGCUCCCUUUCUCCGCAGGCACCUCCUGCUCUGCUGCCGCUGCUACCUCUCACAGCCCUGCACGCGUUCACGCUGCCGCUCGUGCUUCUCGGGCUCUGCACCAUUCCCACAGGCAGCCUCGCCGCCUCUCCACCACACCCACCCUCCCAGAGCACACCCUCCCCAUGCAUAUGCACAUGCGCGCAUGGCAGGUGGCGAUGGGGGUGAUCAUGGGGUCGCUGUUCCUGCAUGUGGGCUUCGACAUGCCUGGCCUGCAGAGCCGCUUUGCCGUGCUCGGCUUCACCAUCGCGCUCGUCUUCUACAACUCCCUCGACGCCCUGCCGCUCUUCUACCUCGAGCGAACCAUCUUCACGCGGGAGACGUCACGAGGCGCGUACCGCACGGCGCCCUACGUGGUGGCCACCACGCUCACCACGCUGCCGCUCUGCGUGCUGCUGUCGCUCGCCCUCGCCACGCCGCUCUACUGGAUGGUGGGCCUCGCGCCCUCCGCCUCCGCCUUCCUUGUCUUCAUCGCCACGCUCUGCCUGGCCUUUGCGCUCGCCAACGCGUUUGUGACGCUGCUGUCGGCGCUGCUGCCGUCACACAUGGUGGCGGCCACCGUGGCCAGCAGCGCCUUCUCCUUCUUCCUCCUCUUCAGCGGCUUCUUCUUCUCCAAGGCAGCCAUCCCGGGCUACUGGCUGUGGCUGUACUACGUGAGCCUCAUGCGCUACCCCAUGGAGCUGCUGCUCUGGGCCGAGUUCCACCACGGCCUCGGCCCCACCUGCUUCUCCACCUUCUCCCCCGCCGCCGGUGUCGGCUACACCGCCUCCGGCACCAACGAGGCCUGUGGGCUCACGGGUGCAGCGUAUCUGGACGCGCGGGGGUUCACAGGCUUGAGCCCGUGGCGCAACCUGCUGGUGAUUCUGGCGUUCAUCGCUGCGCUGCGCCUGGCUUUCUACGCAGCUCUCCGCCGACACGCUGCCUCCACCAGGAAGUGA